This is a messenger RNA of Paecilomyces variotii, 1564 nucleotides long. RefSeq names its product conidiophore development protein HymA. Gene Ontology annotation, biological process: intracellular signal transduction. The transcript is spliced from 4 exons. Gene Ontology annotation, molecular function: protein serine/threonine kinase activator activity. Lineage: Eukaryota; Fungi; Ascomycota; Eurotiomycetes; Eurotiales; Thermoascaceae. The record is from RefSeq and is a predicted model, not a curated record. The coding region runs from base 296 to 1525 and encodes 409 amino acids.
CGCUCGAUAGCAUUUUGUUUAUCGGCGCCACGACUGGCCCAGACUGUGCGGGAACCCCGCCGCGCCGUCACCGCCUCCGCCGUGUUGCUGGACUUCCCGUUCCAGACAUGCUUUUCCAGCUGGAUCUCAACUCUGCCGGUCACAACUCAAUUGCUCCCUUUUCUCAUCGUCAGUAGAGGCGAGUCGACACUUGGGGUUCCUACUCCGCCCAUCCGUUCUUUGCUUUUCCACAAUCUCACAUGCGCUGACGCCUUCGAGCCCCGUUGUUGUCCGUCCACAAUCAUUCCCCGCGACAAUGGCGUUCUUCUUCAACCGUGGUCGAACACGGCAACCAUCUGAUGUUGCCAGGACAGUCAAGGAUCUCCUGGCAAGGAUCGAGGAGACUCCUGGAAUCGCUAAGGUUGAGGAAGACCUCGCGAAGCAGCUGUCCCAGGUGAAACUAAUGGUCCAGGGAACACAAGAGGUCGAUACGUCCCCAGAGCAGGUACAAGCACUAGUGCAGGCCGUUAUCCAAGAAGAUUUGCUAUAUGAACUGGCUCGGAGUAUACGACUAUUACCUUUCGAGUCGAGAAAGGAUACACAGACAAUAUUCUCACAUAUCCUUCGAUUCAAACAUCCGCAAUCUACCAAUGGAGACCCGCCAGUGAUAUCGUACAUUGUCCAUAAUAGACCCGAGGUCAUUGUUGAAUUAUGUCGGGGCUACGAGUACAGCCAGAGCGCAAUGCCCUGUGGGACGAUCCUGAGAGAAGCCCUAAAAUUCGAUGUUAUCGCGGCCAUCAUCCUUUACGACCAGUCUGCUGAAGGGGAACCCGCUAUCCGUUUGAGCGACCUACAAGCCGGUAUUGUUCAAUCAGGCGAGGGCGUAUUCUGGAAGUUCUUUGGAUGGAUAGAUCAAGGGAGCUUCGAAGUGAGCGCGGAUGCGUUCACGACCUUCAGGGAGAUUCUCACUCGUCACAAGACCCUUGUGUCCGGCUAUCUAGCUACGAAUUUUGAUUUGUUCUUUUCGAGAUACAACAGCAUCCUUGUUCAGUCAGACUCCUACGUUACAAAGCGACAGAGCAUCAAGCUGCUCGGAGAGAUCCUUCUCGACCGUGCGAACUAUAACGUCAUGACGGCCUAUGUUGACAGCGGAGAGCAUCUCAAACUGUGCAUGAAGUUAUUGAAGGAUGACCGCAAGAUGGUGCAGUAUGAGGGAUUCCACGUGUUCAAGGUGUGUUUUGACUCCAUACGCGGCCCGGGGGAUCAUGACCAUCACGAAAAGCGAGGGUUAACCGAAGAAUGUGGCCAGGUCUUUGUUGCGAAUCCAAAUAAAUCUGUGGCGGUGCAGCGGAUCCUGAUCAACAACCGCGAUCGAUUGCUCAAGUUUCUUCCCAAAUUCCUGGAAGACCGAACCGACGAUGACCAGUUCACGGACGAGAAAAGUUUCCUGGUGAGACAGAUCGAGCUCUUACCCAAAGAACCCGUGGCACCUGGACGGCCCGCGGGUCCAGCUGGCUCCGGUGCCAACAUGGCAGCCGUUGCGUGAUGAGAUACGACUGGCGGCGCUUGGACGUUCAAAAACACG